AUGGUGUGGUGGCUCGAUUCUCCCAGUGCCUGGCUGAGUUUCGGACGUGGUUAAGAACCAACUGGUUGAGGUUCAAUGCAGACAAGACGGAUGUGAUGCUGCUCUUCUAGUAUCAGUAGGCUUUCAACAUUUAUUUUUUGUCAACCCAAGUUUAAAUAUUGACUGUUUGCAUUUGAAUACAAAGAAGACAUCUGUAGUACUCAUCCAAAGUGCUGAAGAACUCAGGGUAAUGGAUGGAAGCAACAAGGAGUAGAAAAUGUGCAUCAGAUGUUUAUGUUUAAUUGGUUUACAGACUGUCUGUGGACUCUUUUCCUGUCAAAUUACCAGCCAUCUGUUGAGUCUUCAAGUCCAGGAGGUUCAGCAACAUCAGAUGACCAUGAAUUUGAUCCAUCAGCUGACAUGCUGGUUCAUGAUUUUGAUGAUGAACGAACAUUAGAAGAAGAAGAAAUGAUGGAAGGAGAAACAAACUUCAGUUCUGAAAUAGAGGAUCUUGCAAGGGAAAGCGACAUGCCAAUUCAUGAACUUCUCAGGCUUUAUGGUUAUGAUAGUACUAGUCGACUACCUGAAGAAGAUGAGGAGGAGGAAGAAGAGGAGGAGGAAGGUGAAGAUGAUGAAGAUGCUGAUAAUGAUGAUAAUAGUGGCUGUAGUGGAGAAAAUAAAGAAGAGAAUAUAAAGGAUUCAUCAGGUCAAGAGGAUGAAACUCAGUCUUCCAAUGAUGAUCCAUCACAGUCUGUUGUUUCUCAAGAUGCACAGGAAAUAAUCCGCCCACGUCGAUGUAAAUAUUUUGAUACAAAUAGUGAAAUAGAAGAAGAAUCUGAAGAAGAUGAAGAUUAUAUUCCAUCAGAAGACUGGAAAAAGGAGAUUAUGGUGGGCUCCAUGUUUCAAGCAGAGAUUCCAGUUGGCAUUUGUAGAUACAAAGAAAAUGAAAAAGUAUAUGAAAAUGAUGAUCAGCUCCUGUGGGACCCUGAGUACUUACCAGAAGAUAAAGUGAUUGUAUUUCUUAAGGAUGCAUCUAGAAGAACAGGUGAUGAGAAAGGUGUAGAAGCAAUUCCUGAAGGAUCUCACAUAAAAGAUAAUGAACAGGCAUUAUAUGAAUUGGUUAAAUGCAGUUUUGACACAGAAGAAGCAUUGAGAAGAUUAAGAUUUAAUGUAAAAGCCGCUAGAGAGGAAUUAUCUGUUUGGACAGAAGAAGAGUGUAGAAAUUUUGAACAAGGGCUGAAGGCCUAUGGAAAGGAUUUUCAUUUGAUUCAGGCUAAUAAAGUUCGAACGAGGUCAGUUGGUGAAUGUGUAGCAUUCUAUUAUAUGUGGAAAAAAUCUGAACGUUAUGAUUUCUUUGCUCAGCAAACGCGAUUUGGAAAAAAGAAAUACAAUCUUCAUCCUGGUGUAACGGAUUACAUGGAUCGACUUCUAGAUGAAAGUGAAAGUGCUGCUUCUAGUCGAGCACCAUCCCCUCCCCCAACUGCCUCAAAUAGUAGUAACAGCCAGUCUGAGAAAGAAGAUGGCACUAUAAGCAAUAGUAAUCAAAAUGGGGUGUCAUCUAAUGGACCAGGUGAAAUAUUAAACAAAGAAGAAGUAAAAGUUGAAGGGUUACACGUUAAUGGACCAACAGGUGGAAUUAAGAAACCACUUCACGCAGAUAUGGAUAGUAAUGGUUAUGAAACAGAUAACCUUACCACUGACCCAAAACUUGCCCAUAUUGAUGAAAAAAGUGAGAGACCUGCCAAAAGGCGAAGGGUAAACAGCAAUGGAAAAGAAAGUCCAGGUUCUUCUGAAUUUUUCCAAGAAACAAUCUCACAUGGAAAAUUUGAAGAACUUGAAAACACAGAUGACUGAAUUUUAGACUUAUUUUACUUUCUUUGAAGUAAAUCCUGGUGUGACUAAAAUUUUCAGGAUUUAUGGGUUACCUUAAAAACUUGACUUCCUUGAAGCAA
Molecule: messenger RNA, 1931 nt
Organism: Molossus molossus (Pallas's mastiff bat)
Lineage: Eukaryota; Metazoa; Chordata; Mammalia; Chiroptera; Molossidae
Gene: MIER1
Product: MIER1 transcriptional regulator
Exons: 15
Coding region: 268-1833 (521 amino acids)
Biological process (GO): negative regulation of transcription by RNA polymerase II
Cellular component (GO): nucleoplasm
Molecular function (GO): histone deacetylase binding; transcription corepressor activity
Source: RefSeq, a predicted model, not a curated record